This is a messenger RNA of Paramecium tetraurelia, 1173 nucleotides long. RefSeq lists its product as uncharacterized. The record is from RefSeq and is a predicted model, not a curated record. The transcript is spliced from 4 exons. NCBI's taxonomy places the organism in Eukaryota, Ciliophora, Oligohymenophorea, Peniculida, Parameciidae.
AUGUUUUUCCGGAAUGAAUUUAAGCCUGUACUUCAAAGUAGCGACUUGUUUCCUUCAACGAAUAAAUCUUUCAGCUAAGGGAAAAUGUCUUAGGAGUAGACAUAAUAAUAAUCACCCAAAAAGCAAUCUUAGCUUAAAUAAAAAAACAAUCUCUUACCACUUACUGAUAGGAUUGAAAUAAGAAAAAAUUAUUAUGAUGGAUAGCAAAAUGAGGAGUUAAAACAGCAGAAACAAAGAUUACACAGUUCUCUAUAAAAAAAUAAAUUAAAUUUACUACCAAAACUAGAGUCUUUACAUUCAGAUAAGAGUUUAUAUCAAACUGUUAUCGAAAUAUUUCCAACAGAUCAUCCAAUUUGGAGUGAUUUAGUUUAAAAAUCUUAGACUAUAGAAGGAGUAAUUGAAUCAAACCAAGCCUUUUUUUUAGGGAUUAUGAGUAUUUUUAGACAUUUAUUAAUAGCUCUUUAUCUCAAACAAUCUAAAUUGUAAGCACUUAAAAAUUAAAUUCAAUUAAAAGCUAUAUAAAGUUAGUACAAUAAAGAUUAUUAAAAUGUCAAUAUUGGAAAUCAAGAUGUUCAAUUAGAUUAAUCAAAGGCUCAUGAUUAAAUGUGGGGGAAAGACCUUAAAUAAUUAUAUACAGAGAGUGUCUACAAUUCCCAAUAUCUCCCAUAUAAGUUAGAAAAGUAGAUGACAUCUCCAAAAAAGGAUUUCAAUCCCAGUUUAAGUUAAUCCUCUUAUUUAUCUACUUACAAAUCUUAAUUUUAAAAUUGGAAACCUAAAUAUCCUGGCAAGAUAACAAGAGAUACAUCUCCAGUUGAACCCUAGAAUUUACCAUUCAUCUCAGAAAGUAGUUAUGCUCGAGAAUUUAAAAAUGUGAAGACUGAGAGAUCUCCUUUAUAAAAGAUAGCAAAAAUAGGACCCUUUGCUGAAAAUCUCGAGUCUUUAGUAAAAGAAAGUACAUCUUCUUAUUACUAAUAAUAACAAUUUAGUAGAAUUCCUUCAAAAUUAAUGCGUCCAAUAAGUCCAAAAUUAUUCAACGCCAGUUUUGAAGGAUACUACUAUUAAAGAUCUUACCAUAUAAAUUCAGAUUAAGAAUCUUCCUUUGCAAACAGAUUUUAUGAAAGCAACUCUGUAAAGAAAAUCUUCGAUAGAAAAAUUGAUAGAAAAAUUUAUUGA